GGCAAUGUAUUUUAUCGGAUUCUCUUCGCUACUAGAGCUCUGUGCUUCGCGUUGGUGUUUUAUUACUGCUUUGGAUCUCUAAGUGGAGGGACUGUGCUCGCGAAUAUACGGAUUCAAAUUUCGCGUAUAAGUUUCGAAAUUCUUGAUAUCCCCCUCUGUUAAGUUUUCUAUUUUUGUACGUUUUUAUUUCUUGUUUUGUUUUAAUUUUUUUUCGUUUCUUUUGGUUUUGUUUUGUUUGUUUUUUAUUUAUUUAUUUAUUGUUUAUUUGUGUUUUCAUUCGUUUUCCCCACAAAUCCCCGUUCAACAGUAUUCAAAUCUAAUCAGCUGAUUUUGGAGCGAUUGAAAUAUUACAUAAAGAAAAAUAUCGGUUUUAUUGUAUCGAGAAAAUCUGCAAUACUGGGUUUCCAUCGGAACAGGCACCUUGCUGUACAAUCAUUCCACGCAAAAGCAAUAAUAAAUACGAAGCUGAGAGAAGCUUCUGUUGAUCAUACUUUCAACUCAUUCUCACUCUUUAUGAUUGGAGUAGUUUAAAUCAAAAAAAUGCACAUGGAAAUACACGUGGCUAUCAAUUACGUGAUGUCCCAGUUGUACGAGAAGUUGCCCAGACGGCGGGUCAAUAUAUUCGGCGAAGAAUUAGAAAAGGCUUUAAAGGAAAAAUUCGAAGGCCACUGGUACCCAGACGCGCCAGAGAAAGGAUCCGGUUACAGGUGUUUGAAAGUUGGCCGAGCCAUUGAUCCGCCUGAUCCUUUGCUGGAAAAGGCAGCAUACGAUAGCGGUCUCGACGUUCAAGAUAUCUUGGAGCAUUUACCCAAAGAACUCAACAUUUGGAUCGAUCCGGGCGAAGUGAGCUUCAGAAUUGGCGACAAAGGUCCAACUGAAAUUCUGUAUUCUACCGAAAUCGCCGAGAAUUCUGAUAACGAAGUGGCCAGAACAUUUAAUCCGGAAGCCAAAUGUUUCCGUCCAAAUGAUUUCACCGCUCCUUUCAAUCCGCUGAUUAUCGCGAAACCUGCCUCUCCUGCGAGCGGAUCUCUAAGUCCAGUUAAUGGUAUUAAAUGCUGUUCGCCGCCGUCAGCGAUGCCGAUGAAGAUACCAAAUUACAAUAAUAAGAAUGCUAAAGCUAUAACUCCUAACAAUAUGCAUGUAUUUAAUCAACGAACGAGUACGCCUACCUUUACGACUGCUACUUUUGCCCAAACCAAAUUUGGAAGCACCAAGCUGAAAACUAAUUCGAAACGUACAAACAGGAUGUCUCCAACGGAGUUCGCCAACUAUAUUAAGCAACGAGCGCAAAUGCAACAGCAAAUGCAAAUGCAGCAGCAUACCCAACAACAAAAUACCCCGGCUAUUUCACCACCGAUGAGAUCAUUCGGCGAGAAUUUCUAUUCGCCGCAAAAUAAUUUCGUUUUCAGAAACGGAGGCAUGGAUAGUAGUUUUUCUAUGGAUUCGUUGAAUCGUUUCUCAAGCUUUGCUGACGACGGAACAUCGCAAUUCUUCAAUCAGUCCAAUGUCGGACCUUUGUCGCCGGUUUCUACAACUCAAACCAAAGGAAGCUCCGAUAAACAUUUCGCGGAGAGUUUCAAUUUUUCAUUAAAUUCUCCUGGUCCUUCUAGCCCGUAUCAGCAUCUACUUUUAGCGAAUUAACAAUACCAUUUGGAUCUUCAAUCUCCGUAUUUUGGUGGUAAAUUUUGUGAUUUCCAGAAACAUGAUUUUGUUUUUCCCUCUUAUUUUGUUCUUUUUGCAUGUAUCGAUUGUAUAUUGUAUUAUAUCCAUGAUAAUUGGAAAACUAUUUCGUACUUUUUUAUUUAGAUUUAAUUACAAUCGUUACAUAUUUAUUUAUUUGUAUGAUUUCACCAAAAUACGGUUUUGUUUGUUUGUUUAUUCUUUUUUUUUUUUUUUUUUUAGUUAAUUUGCAAUAAGAAAGUAUUACAAACAUAUUUAAUCAAUUAUUUCAAUCUUUUUGAUGAUUUAUCAUUUUAUAUUUUGUCUCCUUUUGUGUGUAUGUGUGCGUUUUGUGGAAAAGCAUUUUUCACUUUCUUCUUAUAUAGUUAGAUAAUUUACAUUGCGGUAGUUUUUUAUUAUUAUAAUUAAUAUUAUUUAUUUUUUUUUUAAAUAUCCGUUAGGCCUAAAUAUGUUACUUUUUUUUCUUUUUUAAAUCUUUUUUAUCUUUUUUGGAUGUUUUUAGCUAUUAGUGCGUAGCAUUUUUUUUUUUUUAAUCAUCUAUACAUUUUUACGAGAUGUAGAUAAUUAUUACGCGUUUUAUAUGUAUGUAUACCUAAAAAAUUCAAAUACAUCUAUGUAUGAAUUUUCAACUUUCGCUCUUAGAUGCAGAGUGUAAUAAUUUAAGAGUACCUUAUACUGUUUCCAUUUCAAACUCGAUAAGUAUUUUGGCAAAUAUUCGAUUUGUACGCAAAUAAGAUGACUAUCAAAUUUUAUAUUUCAAAAUUGUAUCCGGAAGUAUCGAAAUAUCGGAAUAUUGUACCUAGUUUUACAUAAUGUUACCCACCUAUCUAUUUUCUCAGUAAAUAGGUACGAAGAAAACUAAAAGGGUUCGAAAUGGAUAUUUUUCUAGAACUGGAAUACCACUAGGAUAUAUGUAGUUUAUUAUUACCUUUUUUUUUUUUUUUUUUUUUUUACAAACAAUCAACUUAGCGUACCUACCAUUUUUAUACAUUAAAAUAAAAAAGAAAAAAGAACGUGUUACGUUUAGCACUUUCGACUGAUUCCUUUUGUAAUUUUUUGUACUUUUAUCGAAAGAAAUAUGUAAUUUUAACUGUGUUAUAAACAUGUUAGUGAGUACUUUUUUUUUACCCAACAAUUAUUUAUUUGCAUGAAUGAAGUACCUAUAAAAAUUGAAAACAAAAUUUUAAAAGCGUUAGAAACCAAAAAAAAAAUAAAUAAAUAAAUAAAAUGCAACAUAUUAUUAACUUUUUUUUUUGUAAUUUACCUAUAUAAUCUCAAAGACUGUUCUAUUUUUAUGAUUUAAAUCAAAUAUUGUAUGUUUCUCUUUUUUCUUUCCUUUUUAUUCUUUUAUAUUUUACCAGAUAUUUAAAUGAAAUAGUAAAUUAAAAGAAAAACAAUACCUAAGUUGAAAGAUUUCUCAUCUCUCGAAGAACAAUAACACUCACUAUAGUUAUGAAUUAGUCACUGCCUUGGUAACUAUAUGGAAAAUAAUUUAGGCGAAUACUGCUCGUAUUUGCUGGCAAUAUAAAUGAAACCCUAUUCAGCAAUAUCAUCAAAGUUCAUAUAUGUAGUUCAAAAACGUAACUUGAACAGUAGACAAGCUUACAUAUUCAAGUUUCGUUUAUAAUUUUUUAUUUUUUUUUAAAACUUGAACCAGCUUGUACGAUAUUUUUUUAGUUCCUUUCAUUAUCAAAUGUUGUACAAUUUAUCAAAAAUUCUAUCGAUUUGGGAGAAAAAAAUUAUUUCAGUGUUCAUAACUUGAAAGUUUUACAAUAGGUAGAGUAAACUGAAUUCAUGCCUUAUUAGCUCAACUGCCAAAUUUAUAAAAUCUAAAUCAUUAUUUUCUAUAUAUUGUUAUUUAUACUGCUUCUUUUAAUAGUUUAUAAAUGAUAAAAACGCCUUUCUUUUCUACGAUAAUAAUCAACUAAUAAAACAAUCAACAAUAGAGUAGAUAUUUAGGUUCCUAAAUUUUUUGAUCGAAAUGAUAAUCUUAGGUAUAUUUUUUAAAAGCUUUUGAAAAUACUUUAAAUCUUAUGCAGUGAAAAUCAUGAUGAAUUGAUUAAAUUUGAAACAUAUCGAAUCAUACGAUUUGCUCUUAGCUUCGAAGUACCACUUUUACACUUUACAGUUUCAAUUUUUAAAAAUAAUAAUGAAAUUUUGAAAGCUUAUUCAGGUAUUGAAACUAAUAUUCAAUUAGAUGCAUCAUUUCGAAAAGUAAACAUUUUAAAAUUUCAGAUAUGUAGACAAAAAAUAUUCGUAGAAUUUAUCAUUUAAUUUUUAAAAAAUCAAACGAUAAAUUUGGUGUGAUGGGGAAUAAGAGUAUCGCUUAUACAUUUUGUAAAAAGAAAUCUUUUUAGAAGAAUGCAGAAAUAUGUUUAAUUUUUUUUUAAUAUAACUAAAAUUAAUGUGAUACAUUAGUUAUUUAAUAAGAAUCGUAUUGGCCUUACUUUAUACCUACACGUUUUAUAUGUAAUAUAUUAUGAAUUUGGCAAUAAGGCGUCGAAAAGUAUUCCUAAUAUAACCAGUUACUAUCAUUGUUUUAAGUAUUUUUUCUACCAAUUUUAGUUGAUCUAUCAUACCAUAAUUAUAUCAAAUAGAAAUUUUGGUUCUCUUUUUUUAAAAAAUAAUUAAUUUAUACCUAUUUUAUUAUUUUUAUAUCGGUAUAGAAAAUUUCAUUUUUCUACUUUGUUUCAACAAAGUGAAUAUUUCGAAAACGAGUGUUUUUUUGCUUUUUUUUAUUUUGAUUUAGGUAUUAAUAAUUUUUCGUUGUUUUGAAUUUUUUUAAAUUUUUAUAUCGUAGGAGCUAUUCAUUUUUUUUAUUUGUUUCUUUGGCAGAAUUGAUACGGAAUUUCUUUAAAUAAUGAAAUCAUUAAGUCUGAAGUUGAGCAAGUGUAUACCUACCUACCUGUGCGAGGUAAUCCUUUUGUAAUUUUCAGUUGCGUCCUGUUAUUGUAAAAUAUACGUAAGAAAAGAAAUUUUAAUAUGAUGAAUUUAGAAAAUUAUUGGCUUUACUUAUGUAUUUUAGGCGCUUUUUUAUGUGUACGCAUUUUUAUACAUAAAAUUGCCAAAAUAUUUCAUGAGACCUACCCAAUAUCUUUCGCUUGCCAUAAUUUUUGCAAUUUCUCGUUUAUAAAUUUAAGUUGAAAAUUUUCUUCGUAUCCAUUGGUGUACAAGUUACCUUGGUAUUAGUUAGUGUUAGGCAGGUUACAUUCAGAUUGUAUCUCGUAACCGCCAAAAAUAUUACUUUCACUUUGUAAAUUUAAAAUUACUUUCUUUCUGUUCUAUUUUAUUUAAAUCUAUGUUAAGAUACAGUUUUUAACUUUAGACAGUUAUGCAUAUUUUAUUGUAAUUUUUUUCCUGAAAUAUAAUCUUUAUAGUUUUUCAAA
Molecule: messenger RNA, 5066 nt
Organism: Planococcus citri (citrus mealybug)
Lineage: Eukaryota; Metazoa; Arthropoda; Insecta; Hemiptera; Pseudococcidae
Gene: Tob
Product: Transducer of ERBB2
Exons: 4
Coding region: 541-1641 (366 amino acids)
Biological process (GO): regulation of gene expression
Cellular component (GO): cytoplasm; nucleus
Molecular function (GO): transcription corepressor activity
Source: RefSeq, a predicted model, not a curated record